This is a messenger RNA of Plodia interpunctella (Indianmeal moth), 4975 nucleotides long. RefSeq lists its product as uncharacterized. The transcript is spliced from 4 exons. NCBI's taxonomy places the organism in Eukaryota, Metazoa, Arthropoda, Insecta, Lepidoptera, Pyralidae. The record is from RefSeq and is a predicted model, not a curated record. Bases 333 to 4628 code for a protein of 1431 amino acids. Gene Ontology annotation, molecular function: serine-type endopeptidase inhibitor activity.
CGUGAUAAAUCGGUCGCAGUCUCGAGGGAGGCGAGAGAAUAACCGAAAGUAGAGUGAUAGCCGGCGGGGGCUCAGCCGCUCCUCCAGUGUGUUGCCGCCUUUACUCGCCGCAGCUCGCGUGCCACCGCACUUUCCAACGCACCGCGCAACUUACGAUUCUUUUGUCACAAAAAAUAAAACAGUUCGAAAUUCAAACAACAAAAGAAGUAAAACUUUAUCGUGCCAGUUAAAGAAAUUGAAGAUGCUCAGAUGAAUAUUAAAUCUUGAAGGUUUUUUUGCAAGCGAUCCCUAGUUAUCGUUCCAGGUGUACUAGGAGUGCAUGGGAGGGCAGGAUGCGUGCCCCGUUGUGUGUGUUACUCGUCGCCGCCUGCGUACUGGCCAAUCAGACUAAUGGAAAUGAAGAAAGGGGUACCAAAUUGCCAUAUGUCGCGGACGCCGUCGGAAACGAGUUACCGAGACCAUCAAGCCUGCCAGCUACCGUUGGAAGUCCAGUGAACUUACUCACACCAGACCGAUACGAAUUCUAUACCUUUGAUGAAUCUGGCGAACUCGUUAAGAGACUCAUGACUUUGGAAGAAAUCCAAGCCAUAGUCGCAGCAGGUGAAGAAGCAGAAGGCUUGGUUACUUUCGCCAAUGAAAACCAGCCGACUAUUGCCUUUAACUUCAGUCAACCACCUUACACUAAAGUUCACAAUGUCGUUACUAAUGUUCAAAAUGUACUCAAAGCACAAAUGGAAGCACACAAAAAUAAACCACAUUUUCAACCUACACUUGAUACACCAGAUGUUUCAGACUCAUGGAGUUUAAUAUUGCCAUCAAUAUUUGGUAACACAGGUGUUGAUAUUGGUCCAGACAAAAUACAAAAUACAGGUACAUUUACUACACCAGAAACUGAAACAAUUGUAUUAGAUCACACAAAUAAUGUGGACGAAAGUUAUUUGAGCAAGGAAGCAAAUAAUAAUAUUAUUACAAGUAGUACAGUAACAGAAGAAGAGUUAAAGUCUGUUCCAAUAACAGAAAAAAUAAAUAAAAUAGAAGCAGCCACAAUUAUAACAACUACUACUACUAUCACACCUAAACCGAUUACUCAAAGAUCUACAACUACCAGUACAACAACAACAACGAGAAGACCAAUGACUACUAAAAAGCUGACAACAUUUACAAGGCCAAUAACUACUUCUUCUACAACAACAAAAACACCACCAGUGCGGGUAACAUCAUCUACUACUAAAGCGCCAAGCACAACAAGAGCAUCUACCAUAACAAGUACUCCUAGAGUAUCAAGUACCACAAGAGUGCAAACUACGACAAAUAUACCAAGCGGAAUAAGAUCAAAACCAACCACAAUCAUAACUUCUACUAAGAAACUAGCUACAACAACUAAGAAUAAGCCGACUUUAACCACUGCUCUUCCUAAAACUACAUCUACUACAUUAAAAACAACAACUACGACUACUGCUACACCGAUUACUACUACUUUAUCUUCAAAACCGACAUCUAAGACUGUUAAACCAAUUACGACACAAAAAAUAACGGAAGAUAUUGUUAAAUCAAAUCAAGUGCAUUCUGAACCGUCAACAACUGAACCAAGUCUAAUACAAUAUGAGAAAAUUAGUACAUUUCUCCCUGUAUCUACUUUAGGAUAUGUAACAGAAAAAAGUACAUCUCGUUAUACAACACCAGUGGAAACAACUGAUAGCACUACUAAAGUCUCAUUAGUAUCUACAGAUUAUCCAACAUCUAUAACUGAGACGAAAUUGCUACCUCAUUUUAUUUAUUCAACACCACCUACCAGUAACUUCAUCUUUAUUUUACCUUCUACACAAAAGCCAAAUGAUGAAAUUGACAGAGAAAAAUCAAAUUCAACCACAAUAACUACCCAAUCCGUAUCGCCAUCAACAACAAUUUCUUCCACAGAAUUUUUAUCGAGUGAAAAGGUUUCUAUGCAGCAAUAUGUAACUGAAAAAACAAAUGCAGAAGACGUUGAAAACGAACCCAUCAUUCCAUUAUUUGACGUGGCUCAAAGUAUUAGCCAAAUUGCAUCAGAUCUCGGAAACCACUAUCGACCUAUUCCUACUUCGAGUAAUUUACUGGAUAUCACAAAAACUAAUAGUAUUGGUUUAGAAAGCAAAGAAAAUUUUGAAAUUGAUAUUCCUGGUGAUUCGUCUAAUAAUACUAAUGAACAGCCUUUAAAUAAUGCAACUAAUAAUAAUGACCUCAAUUUUAUUAAAAUUUCAACUUUAGAUCCUCAUACAUCCAACAUGAAGAACGACACAGAAGAAAUAAUAAUAAAAGAUGCAAAUUUCAACAAGAAUAUUACAAAUCAAUUUGAAUCAACCACAUCAACAGUUUCUGAAAAAAAUUCGACUGAUCCAUUUUUAUCAGAAUCCAUGAGUGAUAUAAUGUCCCAAGUUGUGGAUAAUAGUCCUCAAACAAUUGAAACUUCAGAAAGAACUUCUACAGAAAAUAUUAAAAUAAUAACCAAGUCUGAAACUAGUACAGAUGUACCAAAUAUUUCUUCUACAAGUAGUGUAAUAUUGAAAUCUGAAAAAGAGAAUCAUUUAUCAGAUAAUAAGUCUGACAUUUCAAUUACUCAAGAAAUCGAUAAACCAAAUAAAGAUAUCGAAAAUAAAACUAUAGUUACUACCAGGCUUCAAGAUACCAAUAUUUUGCAAGACAAAAAUAUAUCCAGGAAGCAAGAAAAUGCUCAAAUUUCAGCGAUAAAUGAAAAAAAUGUCUCUUCUUUGCUCAUACCCGCAAUUUUGAGUUUAGAAAAAGUUAGCAAUUUCAAUAAGACACAAAAUGAUAAUAUAUCUAUAAUAGAAAAUAAGAUUAACGAAAAUGUAGUCAAUAACUACACACAAACAACUGAAUCACCAUCAAAAGCAAAUUUUAUUACCCAUUCUUCUACAACUGCAGAUAAAAUUGAAACUACUACACAUGUUACUAAUGCACCUAUUCGAAACAAGUUUGAUACGGCCGAUACCAUCAAUAAACUGAACAAGGAGAAGAUAAAAUUACCUGAAUUUCAACCUAAAAUAGAUGAUUUUAAAAAGAAAAUUCAAAAAGUUAAUAUUGAUGAUAAAGAAUUUGCUGCAGAGCGUAAUAAUUCGUGGAAACUCAUUUCAACGGUUAUUCCUCCUAAAACCAAUGAUAUUCCAAAAGAUAAAAUUAAAGAGAAUUCUGCGGAUAAUAGUGGUAAUAAAGAUAUAGUACUAGAACUUUCAAAGGAAAAUCAAGGACUUGAAGUUACUUCUAAAGAUUUGGGAGAAGAUAUUGCACAGUUUAUAGAAUUAUGUAACGAAUUAGCGUUCAGAUAUUGGAAUGUGAUCAUUGAAAAUAUAGAUAAGAGAAGAAGUUUUGUUCUAUCGCCAUAUUCUAUAACAUCAAUGUUAGCCAUGAUAUUUAUGGGAGCGAGAGGUGCUACAUCAGGAGAAAUGAAUGAAGUAUUGAAACUUGAUGACAUGGUGACUUUUAAUCCUCAUUUCACAUUAAAAAAUAUAUCAGAUUCUAUUUUAACUUCUCAAGAAACAGGUAUUAGCGUAUCUGCCUUCAUAAGAGAACUUUACAUUGAUAAAAAUAAGGGGAAAGUUUUGAGUUUUUAUAAAAACCGAGCACAACAAUUUUAUAAUGGACACGUUGAUGAGAUUGAUUUCAAUUUGAUUGGAGAUAAGAUAAGAAGACGGACAAACUUGCUUGUGAAAAGAUACACUUUUGGAAAAAUGUCUGAAUAUAUAAAAUCAAGCACAAUAAAUAUGGAACCUCCAUUGGCAGCGUUUUCUGCAAAUAUUUUUGAGACGGAUUGUUCAGGAUCGUCGGUUGAAGGCAGAGACGGAGAAAUGUAUUUCGUUGUAUCACCAAAUGUUCGGCAAAGGCGAUUGGUGCCCGUGCCAGCUGUAGUGUACAGAAACAAUUUCCUGGCUGGAUACGACCCGAUCCUCGACGCUACUGCUGCCGCAUUAGGGAACACCAACUCCAUCGUCAGCACAUUAUUCCUCAUGCCAGGUCAACAAGGCAACGUCGUUCAUUCUGCGGAUCUAGAGGCUCUAGAGAAACGAAUAUUAAAUGCUAAUCCAUCUGCACCUGCUUGGAAUCGUUUACUGCGCACACUACUUCCUCGAAUGGGCUUAGAACUUCAGAUUCCAAGAUUUUCUCACAAAUCCGUAUUCAACGUUUCGUCCACAUUACGAGCAAUGGGAUUGAAAGAUUUAUUCGAUCAAGAGCAUGCUGAUUUGGGUGGACUUAUUGGGCCGUCUAAAGAUCUUUACUUGUCGGACAUGAUUCAGUCUACCACAUUUGUAACUUGUGGGGAAGGUAUGGUAGCGGAGCAGCACCACGUGGAGGAAUAUCCUGAGAGCUUGGAACCAGCAGCGAGACGGCGAUCGUCACGAUGGGCCCAUGAUUGGGACGAGCCCAGGGAUUACCAGAGGGCGUUCCACGAUCCCCACGAUGUCGGAGACGCCAUGCAUUUGCCUUUACAUCUAAGGCCUCGGCAAGCUCGAUUACCAUCCAGAAAUGCCCAACCGGCUCGAUUAAAAUUCGACCGACCGUUCCUAUACUUUGUGAGGCACAAUCCCUCCGGCAUGAUCCUGUAUGUCGGACGGUACAAUCCACGACUAUUGCCUUGAAUUAUCGUAAAAAGACUGUUAAUUUAGUGUAAUUAAUUCCUAAAAGGAAAGUGAUAAGGAAUAUACUGGCGCGUGUGAUAUAGAUGAAUGUGUUGAUCAAUGAGCGUUUACGUGACAGUAUUAAUUUUAAGAAUAUCGGUACAGUUACAUUCGGUAAAAAGAGUGCCGAAUGUGCCACGUAACCAUAUCUUAAUUUCAUAUCAAAAUGUGUGUGUACAAAAUGAUAUAAAUCAUCAUUGAAUGUCUGCGUAGGUAAUAAGAUAGUUCGUAGGUAGUUUGUUUGGGAAACAUUGUCGUCUUCUCCACUAUAGAAUCUUAGAAUAAAUUGAUGUUUUCUGUAAAACAAA